Messenger RNA from Apodemus sylvaticus (European woodmouse), 655 nucleotides. It is a transcript of the gene Prr29, whose product is annotated as proline rich 29. NCBI's taxonomy places the organism in Eukaryota, Metazoa, Chordata, Mammalia, Rodentia, Muridae. The transcript has 6 exons. The record is from RefSeq and is a predicted model, not a curated record. Bases 1 to 564 code for a protein of 187 amino acids.
AUGGCCUCCCUCGGGAGUGGGAGCUGGAGUGGUGCCCCAACACAGAGUGCAGCCCCUGCGCCCUGGGUGGCCAUCUUGCAGCCAUUUCCUUGGACAGUCCCAUCUCCUCAGCCGCAGCAUAACCGAGUCAAGGAAGACCUGCUGGAGCUGAUGCUGCUGCAGAACGCCCAGAUGCACCAGCUGCUACUGAGUCAGCUGGUGGCAGAUGCCCUGAACCCGGGGCCAGAGUGGCCCACCCCACAGGUCCACACAGACAGCCACGAGGAGCAGAUGGAGGAAGACAUGGAGAUGCAGGAACAAGAGCCUUUGGUCUUCCACCAUCACUACUUGCCUUGCCCAGUGACCUACUUGGGUCCCAUGUCACUCUGGCCAGCGUCUUUCCUCCCUGUUCCUCCACAUCAGCCUCCCUGGCAGGGUAUACCCAGGAUUCAGCACCAGCCCCCUGCCUCCAGGCAAGGGGAGGUGAGAGAUGUGCCCCCACCCCCACCCCCCAGCGCAACGGGGACUGUUGGUGCAGACGUGCCUCCGGCUUCAGACUACUAUGAUGCCGAGAGCCUGCCAUGAAGACGGAAUGUUCACCAGGUCUUGUCACCUUCUGCACCAGGGCUGCCAAACCCUGGAACAACUCUGCACCCAUGCUGGCCCUUCUUACCCA